Molecule: messenger RNA, 1112 nt
Organism: Papaver somniferum (opium poppy)
Lineage: Eukaryota; Viridiplantae; Streptophyta; Magnoliopsida; Ranunculales; Papaveraceae
Exons: 6
Coding region: 34-933 (299 amino acids)
Biological process (GO): interstrand cross-link repair; protein ubiquitination
Cellular component (GO): nucleus
Molecular function (GO): ubiquitin protein ligase activity
Source: RefSeq, a predicted model, not a curated record
ACGAAGAAGAAGCGACGUGGGUGUCUGUUGAAGAUGAAGAAAGUGAACCAGAUGAAGAAGAGAUUGAAACCAGAAGAAGAUUACUUGAAGCUAGAGAAGUUGAGUUUACUUCUCCAUACAAAAAAUAGAAUCAAAAUUCAACUGGAACCCAGAGAUAACAACGAUAAAUCUACUAACGUAGUAAGAGGAAAAUCUAAUGGGAAUGAUGAGAAUGUUGUUUGUUGUUCUAUUUGCAUGAAUCCUUAUUCUUCUCUAGGCGAUCAUCAAGUCAGUUGUCUUCCUUGUGGACAUCUCUAUGGUUUCUCUUGCAUACAGAGAUGGAUUAAACAUUCUAAGCAAAGAUGUUCACAGCGUCCUAUUUGCAAGCAAAUGUGUGAGAUGAAGGAUGUGGUAAAGCUUUAUGUUUCAUGGCUACCUGUCGUGGAUAGAGUAAAACACGAGAAUUCUGUAUCUUUUCAGCCUCGAGAUGAUUUAUAUAAGGUGCACUUUGCUAAGUAUAAGGAAGAAUUGGCUGACAUUAAAAGGGAGGUGAUGGAAAAUACGAAAUGUUGUGAGAGAAUAGAAAGAACUAGCAUGCAAGAUGAGUACGUUGAAGAGAUGCGUAAAUCUUACGAACAGCAUCUCUGUGAGGUUGAAAAGCAGCUCAAUGAGACAAGAAAAGAUUUACAAAUGAUUGAGGAGCUGGGCCAAAGAGUGGCGUCAAUGAAUAGAGAAUUGGAGGAGCAGGAAAGAAAAAUCAAGGAGCAGAAAAAGGAAAUACAGGAGAUUAGACGAGAUGCUGUAGAGACAAUAUCUUGCCUUCGCAGGAAACUCAAGCAGCAAAAAAAUGAAUUAAAAGCGAAAGAUAUGGAGAUCAAGCAAUUGACAAAGGCCAUGAAGGAGGCAUAUCAUAAGCCAGAAAAGCAAAAAACAGGAAAAUGGAGCUGCUGGUGAAAGACGAUAGAGAGAUAUGAUUUGCAUAUUCAGCAAAUGGAGCCUUCACCUUGGCAUAUACCAAAUCAGAUGUAGUUUUAUUUUAAUAGUCUUGAUUUAAGUUCACUUCGGUUUAUGUCACUUGUAGAGAUGAGAGCAGUUCAUUCUUACUUUAUUUGUAUGAAAAUGAGUAAGAAAAA